AUGGCUUCUAUUCUCGCAAACUCUACCCGCGUGGCUUUCCGCGCCGGAGCUUCCGCCUCCUCCAAGGCCGGUGUCGCUGGGUUGACCUUUACCCGCGGCAAGGCUACCCUGCCCGACCUCUCCUACGACUACGGUGCGCUCGAACCCUCUAUCUCUGGGAAGAUCAUGGAGCUGCACCACAAGAACCACCACAACACCUACGUCAACAGCUACAACACUGCUGUUGAGCAGCUCCAGGAAGCCCAGCACAAGGGUGAUAUUGCCGCCCAGAUUGCUCUCAAGCCUGCCAUCAACUUCCACGGCGGUGGUCACCUGAACCACACCCUCUUCUGGGAGAACCUGGCCCCCAAGAGCGCUGGUGGUGGUGAGCCUCCUUCUGGCGCCCUUGCCCAGGCCAUCGACAGCACCUUCGGCAGCCUUAAGGACUUCCAGAGCAAGGUGAACACUGCUCUGGCCGGUAUCCAGGGAAGCGGCUGGGCUUGGCUGGUCAAGGAUAAGCAGACCGGGCAGAUCAGCAUCCGCACCUACGCUAACCAAGAUCCCGUCGUUGGCCAGUUCGAGCCUUUGCUCGGUAUUGAUGCUUGGGAGCACGCCUACUACUUGCAAUACCAGAACCGCAAGGCCGAGUACUUCCAGGCCAUCUGGGAUGUGAUCAACUGGAAGACCGUCGAGAAGCGCUUCCAGUAA
This is a messenger RNA of Penicillium chermesinum, 687 nucleotides long. It is a transcript of the gene sod2, whose product is annotated as superoxide dismutase sodB. The record is from RefSeq and is a predicted model, not a curated record. Gene Ontology annotation, cellular component: mitochondrion. Gene Ontology annotation, biological process: superoxide metabolic process. Bases 1 to 687 code for a protein of 228 amino acids. The transcript has 4 exons. Gene Ontology annotation, molecular function: superoxide dismutase activity; metal ion binding. Lineage: Eukaryota; Fungi; Ascomycota; Eurotiomycetes; Eurotiales; Aspergillaceae.